Molecule: messenger RNA, 3569 nt
Organism: Pelobates fuscus (common spadefoot toad)
Lineage: Eukaryota; Metazoa; Chordata; Amphibia; Anura; Pelobatidae
Gene: MYB
Product: MYB proto-oncogene, transcription factor
Exons: 16
Coding region: 133-2364 (743 amino acids)
Biological process (GO): regulation of DNA-templated transcription
Cellular component (GO): nucleus
Molecular function (GO): DNA-binding transcription factor activity, RNA polymerase II-specific; RNA polymerase II cis-regulatory region sequence-specific DNA binding
Source: RefSeq, a predicted model, not a curated record
CCUCCAGUCUCCACCCCUUGGAGCUGGUCUUCCUUUUCUAGAGCUUGUGUAAAAACUCUCAGUACUGGCUUACUCUGCAAGAAGCGCUUUCAACUCCUGCCUCACCCUCUCCCCCCUGACCUUGAUCUGAGGAUGGCUAGGAGACCAAGGAACAGCAUAUACAGCUCGGAGGAUGAUGAUGACGAGAUAGAAAUGUAUGAGCAUGACUACGAUGGCCUUUUGUCCAAGAGCAAACGCCACUUAGGAAAAACACGCUGGACCCGUGAAGAGGAUGAGAAACUCAAGUCAUUAGUGGAACAGAAUGGCACAGAAGACUGGAAAGUUAUUGCCAGUUUCCUUCCUAACCGAACAGAUGUACAGUGCCAACACCGAUGGCAGAAAGUUUUAAACCCAGAACUCAUCAAAGGUCCAUGGACCAAGGAAGAGGAUCAACGGGUGAUAGAACUUGUGCACAAAUAUGGUCCCAAACGCUGGUCUGUGAUUGCCAAGCACUUGAAGGGCAGAAUUGGCAAGCAAUGCAGAGAGAGGUGGCAUAAUCAUCUCAAUCCAGAAGUUAAGAAGACCUCGUGGACAGAGGAGGAGGACAGAAUAAUAUACGAAGCUCAUAAGCGUCUAGGAAACAGAUGGGCUGAGAUUGCCAAGCUUCUUCCUGGAAGAACUGAUAAUGCUAUCAAGAACCACUGGAACUCUACCAUGCGGCGCAAGGUUGAACAGGAAGGCUAUCUUCAGGAAUCAGCCAAAGCCAACCAGUCAUCUGUAGCCACAAACUUCACGAAGAACAACCACUUGAUGGGUUUCACCCAUGCACCACCUUCUACUCAGCUCUCCCAAUCCAGCCAGUCUCUUGUGACUAAUUACUCUUAUUACCAUACGCCUGAGCAGCAAGCUUCCUAUCCAGUAGCUUUGCAUGUAAAUAUUGUCAAUGUCCCACAAGCAGCGACUGCGGCUGUCCAGAGACACUAUAAUGAUGAGGAUCCUGAGAAAGAAAAACGUAUAAAAGAAUUAGAGUUGCUGCUUAUGUCAACUGAGAAUGAACUAAAAGGACAGCAAGCACUACCGAAUCAUUCUCCUGAUUACCCCGUGUGGCACAGCACAACCAUUGCAGACAAUUCCAGACUCCAUGGGGAUAGUGUACCUAUCUCCUGCCAUGGAGACCACCAGCAUUCCAUACCCUCUCCACCAGUGGACCACGGCUGUUUGCCUGAAGAAAGUGCAUCCCCUGCUCGAUGUUUUGGGGUUAACCUGUUUAUCCAGAUGAAGAACAUGCCUGAGUACUCUGAAACCAUGCAGUUUAUAGACUCAGCUCCUUCGUCAUGGAGUGAACUCAACAAUUGUGAAAACUAUGAGAAAGCAGAUUCCUCCCUCACCAGACCUCCCUCAGUCCAAGCCUCCGAGCCUCACGAGGGAUCAGGUAGCCUCACCAGCCCUGAGGAUACCCCUGAUGCAACUUUAAACAAAAACAUGUUGUGUCAGGACUUCCCCACAUCUUCCAGCCUCUUAAAUUCCUCAAAAGUCACCCCGUCGCCGCUGAUCAUCCUGUGCAAAAAGAGCUACUUAGCCAAUGGAGAGAAUGGUUUAUUUAGCUGGGCAGACAUCAACAUUUCUACGCCCAAGCGCUCCCCUAUCGAAAGCCUGCCCUUCUCUCCCUCCCAGUUCUUAAACACUGCAGCACAUGAAAAUCUGGAAAUGGAGCAUCCCUCUCUCACCUCAACACCUUUCUGUACAUCUCACAAAACUGCCCUGUCUGCACCUCUGCAUCGAGACCACACUCCAAGGUUUCAGAAGGAAAAUCAUAUUCUCCGAACUCCAGCAAUGAAAAGAUCAAUCCUUGAAAGCUCUCCAAGGACUCCUACCCCUUUCAAAAAUGCACUAGCAGCUCAGGAAUUCAAAUAUGGCCCUCUAAAGUUCUUGCAUCACACUCACACCCCUACACACCUUGUAGAAGACUUGCAAGAAGUCAUCAAACAGGAGAAUGAUGAAUCUGGCAUUGCGUUGGAUCUCCAUGAAUCUGAUGAACCCCAACUGAAAAAGAUCAAACAAGAGGUAGAGUCACCAUGUCAUAAGGUUUUUCUCUGUGAUCAAUGGGAAACAGAGAACCUUACCACUCAGCUUUUCAUACAGCCUAAUACUAUAGAAGAUACUCAAAAUAAUCUUCUUACCAGCUCUCUGCUAAUGAGGCCAAUGUAUGAAAAAGAAGACUACAAAUGUAAAACAUUUCCCUUCCCCAAGAAUCGAUCCUAUACAAGCCCAUUACAGCAUCUGAACACAUGGGAUUCAAUGUCUUGUGGAAAGACAGAAGAUCAAAAGAUCAUGACUGAACCGUACUGCAAGUACAUGAAAUCCUUAUCCACUCUAGUCAUGUAAAGAUGUAGCAUGGCCCAGACAAGCAUUAUCAUUAUAUAAACACUUCAAGAUGACAUGGAAUUGUGUUUUACAAUUCCUCUACAUAAAACUUUGGGAUUUUUUGUUUGAUUGGGAGAACUUUGUUGUGGUACAACAGUUGGGAGAAGCACCAAGUGCAUUUUGUUUUAGUCACUGAGAGUAUUCUUGGAUAUCAUAUUACUUUUAAAACAAUUUAUAUAUAAUUGUUUUACUGGAGAUUUGAUAUUUGCCAAAAAAAAAAAAAUGACGCCUAUAUUUUAGGUGUUACUUUGUAAUGUAGUAUAAUUUUCAUAAGCAAAAAUAUUUUGGAGAACAAGCAAAUCUUUACCAGUAUUGUUUUAUAUGUGUAUAUUUUGGCAUAUAGAGAGCAGGAACUCUACCAGUUUUUUAAUUGUCAAUAGACAAAAUGCAUUGGUACCAAAUAAAGUAGCAAGCUUUACUACAUAAUUCCUUAUUUAUCACAGGUAUACAAAUAACAGAAGGUUGUAUGAAAUUUAUGAAUACUCCAAAUUAAUAUUUGAAGUAUAUUCAUGUAAUUACCAUGUGUGGAUUUAUUUUUUCCAGGUUUUUUUUAUGUAUGAAUUAGCUUGCUUAAGAAUUUAUCAGACUGGAAAUACAUAGUUUUUAUAAAGCGAAUUAUAUUUUUAUUCAAUAAUUUAAUUUUUUUUUAUAUAACAAAUGCCAAAUUAAUAAUGAUCUGGGGGUUUUUAGUGUUUUUUUUUUGUUUUGUUUUUUAAAUGCCCCCCACUCCCCACCCGCUGCUAUAAUUAUAGCAUGUAGACAUGCUGGCAUUGUGAAAGUACAAAAGGAAUUUGUACAGAGACGACCACUUUGGUGAUGUCUGCUUAAUUAUGCACUAGCAUUUCAUAUCCAUUUUUGUUUUUAUCUUUCAACUUUUUUGUGUGCGUUUAAUUUUUCUACGAAAAAAAAACAUACUGGGAGAUUGUUUAAAGUCUUGCACCUUCAGUUUGUUUGGGAGAAGACCAUGUCUAUUUUGUUUCCUAUUUUUGUUUUCCAACUUGUCUUUUGUCUGUAUAUUUCUCGUGUUUUUUGUUGCAACAUUUAUGUACAGUACUGCCUUUUUAUCUAAAAAAGAAAACAAAAAAAAAAUGUAAAAAUGAGAACACUGUUUUUUACGGAUUUUGAAUUCUGCUGCCUUAAAAUAUUUUUUUUAGUGCAGCAAUUCU